Messenger RNA from Artibeus jamaicensis (Jamaican fruit-eating bat), 1794 nucleotides. It is a transcript of the gene TNFRSF6B, whose product is annotated as TNF receptor superfamily member 6b. Lineage: Eukaryota; Metazoa; Chordata; Mammalia; Chiroptera; Phyllostomidae. The coding region runs from base 99 to 1025 and encodes 308 amino acids. Gene Ontology annotation, molecular function: protein binding. The record is from RefSeq and is a predicted model, not a curated record. The transcript is spliced from 3 exons.
GGAGGUAGAGCAACUCCACUGGCUGCAGGUAGCGGUCACUCGGACUGGGUGGGGCGCACUUCCUCGUCCAGUCCCGCUGCCCCGUUCCAGGGAGGACCAUGAAGGUUCCCGACAGGCCACCCCUGACUCCGCUAUGGGCACUGUCAUUCCCGCUACUGGUGCUAGCCACGCGUGGGGUGGCAGAGGAUGCGCCCACCUACCCGGUGUGGGAUGCGGACGCACAGGAGCGGCUGACGUGCCGCCGCUGCCCCCCUGGCACCUUUGUGCACCGGCCGUGCAGCCGGAGCCGCCCCACGGCGUGCCGCCCUUGCCCGCCGCAGCACUACACGCAGUUCUGGAACUACCUGGAGCGCUGCCGCUACUGCAACGUCAUCUGUGGCGCGGACGAGGAGGAGGCGCGCCCCUGCUCCGCCGUCCACAACCGCGCCUGCCGCUGCCGCCCGGGGUUCUUCGAGCUCUCCGGCUUCUGCCUGGAGCACGCCCCCUGCCUGCCGGGCUAUGGCGUGGUCGCCGUCGGCACUCCCACCCAGAACACGCAGUGCCAGCCGUGCCCCCCGGGCACCUUCUCAGCCAACAGCUCCAGCGCAGAGCAGUGCCAGCCCCAUCGCAACUGCACAGCCCUGGGCCAGGCCCUCAACGUGCCGGGCUCCCCCUUCCAUGACGCCAUGUGCACCAGCUGCCCAGGGUUCCCACUCAGCACGCCAGAGCCAGGGGCGCCGUGGGACUGGAGGGGCGCAGGGACUGAGGAGUGUGAGCGAGCCCUCGUGGACUUCCUGGCUUUCCAGAACAUCUCCUUCCGGAGGCUCUUGCAGCUGCAGCAGGCCCUGACCAGCCCAGGGGCACGGAGACUGCCGCCACCACGGGAGGACCGCGUGUCCUUGCAGAAGCAGCUGUGGCAGCGGCUUACCGAGCUCCGCGAGGCCCGGCCUGGGGAACUGGCAGCAGGGCUGUUGCGGGCCCUGCAGGCUGCGGGACUGUCCAGGGUGGAGCGUGCAGUCCGGAAACGGUUCCUCCCAGCGCCCUGAGCCCCGCCCCCCUAUUUAUCCCAUGGAACUGGCACUUGGUUUUCAUAAAGCUGUUUUGUAGAAACUGGUGUGUGAGACUGAAUGCCAGGUCAGCUCACUGUGUGGUGGGGACCCCAGUGGCAGAGCACUGGGGCAGCAAGAGGCCCCGGAGCCCUUGGGUCCCUCUGCCCCACAUACUAGGACGGGGCUACGUGGUAGGAGGUCUGGGAGGCAGCAGGUGUAGCCCUUCCAGCUGUGGGGGGCAGUUCAUUCCAAGAUCCCCAGCCCAGCUGGCAAAGAUUGGGAGUGUGGGUGCCGGCCGGGCCCAGCUGAGGAGCGGGGCCUGGGAGUCGCUGGAGUCCAGGAGCUCCACCGAGGGUUAGGACCGGGUGGCCUGGCCCCUCCCCAAGACGGCCUCCCUUCCUAGACCCACCCACUCUCUACCAGUGGGGGGACUUCCCAGGAGGAACCAGCCGAAGACCUCUCCCGCCUGGAGACCCAGCAGCUUUCCGGGAGCUGCUCUUCCCUCCUGGCAGAGGGCGGCCCCUCUGCUCCUGGCGGAAACGCAGGAGGGUGGGACUCCUGGCUCUGAGUGGGCUGCCUGCUCCUCCCACAGGCCUAGGACUCCCCCGCCCGACUCUUCCCUUUCCCAACAGCUCCUCUCAAGGCUCCCUGGGGGCGACAAUCUGCUGGGACCUGAGCCCAGGACAGGAGGCCACUAGGCCAGGCCAUUCCCACCACAGGGAGGCAGCCUGGGAGCCCUCCUGCUGGGGCCACCACAGGGCCCUGG